Molecule: messenger RNA, 462 nt
Organism: Westerdykella ornata
Lineage: Eukaryota; Fungi; Ascomycota; Dothideomycetes; Pleosporales; Sporormiaceae
Exons: 1
Coding region: 1-462 (153 amino acids)
Source: RefSeq, a predicted model, not a curated record
AUGUCCAAUAACACCCGAGCCUUCACCCUCUUCCCCAUCCGCUUCGCCUCCAGCGUCUCCCUCAACGCCGCCAACAACGAGGACACAAUCUCCGACCGCACCCGCCUCCGCCUCACCCACACCUCAUCCCCACCACCACAAGAACAAACCCAAACCUCCUCGUCUCCUCCCGCCUACGACUACGACACUUCCACAUCCCCCUCCCUCACCGUCCUCGCCACCGUCGCCGUCAUCUCCAUCCUCUUCCCGCGCGUCACCGCAUCGUGCAUGGUCCUCGCCCUGCUGGUCCUGCUGUUCUGGGUGAUUGGGUCGACGUGGCAGGAGGUUUCGGACGGGGAGGUGGAGGGCGUGGUGUUUGGGGAAGAGAGGGAUAGGAGUGGGAUGUUUUUCGUGAUGAAUGGGUUUUGCAUGUUUCUUGCGGCGGUGGGGGCGAGGGUUGUGGAGAGGUUUUUGCUGGGGUAG